AUGUCGGCUACUACUGCUGCCGCUAGUACCGCCGGCGCUCCGAUCACGGUUGUAGGUCCUUCUAGAGGCACUAGGGGUACUGCUCGUCGAGGUGGAGAUCGUACGAAAGGUAAGGGUUGUGCUGCUCCUGCUCCUGUUUCUGCUGGAGGAGAUGGAGGCGAUAGGGGCGAUGGAGGAGAUGGAGGUAAUAGUGAUGAUGGACCGCCAGGAGAUGAUAGGUCCGGUGAUAACUUGCGUCCUCUUUGUGCUUACUUCGUACGUCCUUUCUUUGCUGCUUGUGUGAAGUGUGUGGCGGAGGUAGCUCUUCGUCCUCCUGUGGAUAAGAUUCCUGAAAUUCAGUGCAACUGGGAUUGUACUAAUUCUGUUUCCUGUGCUCUGUGCAAGGGUAACGGUAAGUCCUGCUUCUAG
Penicillium cosmopolitanum is the source of this 408-nucleotide messenger RNA. RefSeq lists its product as uncharacterized. The transcript has a single exon. NCBI's taxonomy places the organism in Eukaryota, Fungi, Ascomycota, Eurotiomycetes, Eurotiales, Aspergillaceae. The coding region runs from base 1 to 408 and encodes 135 amino acids. The record is from RefSeq and is a predicted model, not a curated record.